AUGCCAAAUUUUUCUUUUUCUACGGCUAAUAAUUUCCUCCGCUUCACUCCUGAAUCCUUGGAUGCAAUUAAGAAGCGAAUUGCUGAGAAGAAAGCAAAGUACUCCAAAGCCUUGGAAAAGGGCGAUGAUGAACCACAAGAAGAAAAUAUUCGACCACAACUUGAUCUGAAAGAUUUUAAAAAGCUGCCUGUUCUUUAUGGAAAACCCCCUCCGUGGCUUAUUGGAGAACCGUUGGAGGAUGUUGACCCCUAUUACAGGGAUCAUGAGACAUUUAUGGUGCUGUCAUCCCGGAGCAGAAUCUUUCGAUUUACUGCCUCCAAAUCUUUAUUUUUAUUUAGCCCUUUCCACCCACUGAGAAGACUAGCCAUAAAAAUUUUAAUACAUGUAUAUCCUUCUACCUUCAGUCAAAAAUUUGGCAGCAUUUCAGCUCUCCGAAUUUUCAGGAUUCUGAGAACUUUAAAGGCAGUUUCUGUAAUUCCAGGGCUGAAAGUCAUUAUAUCUUCACUCCUUCACUCGGUGAAAAAACUUGCAAAUGUGAUGCUGCUGACAGUUUUCUCCUUGGCUGUGUUUGCCCUGGUUGGCCUUCAGCUCUUCAUGGGUAACUUAAGAUAUAAUUGUGUCCCCUAUAAUUAUGGUGACUAUUUCAGUACCUCUUCUAAAUCAUUGCUAUGUGGAUUCAGCUCAGAUGCUAAUAAGACAGAAUGUCCGAUCAACAAUGUUUGUGUGAAGCAAAAAGAGAAUCCUGAUUUUGGGUAUACCAGUUUUGAUCAUUUGGGAUGGGCCUUUCUGUCAUUAUUUCGACUGAUGACGCAGGACAGCUGGGAACAUCUCUACAGACAGGUUAUCAGAACAUCUGGGAAAUCCUACAGCAUCUUUUUUUGUGUUAUCAUCUUUCUGUGUUCGUUUUAUCUCUUUAAUUUAAUCCUGGCUGUUGUAUCAAUGGCAUACGAAGAGCAAAAUAAAGCAACUCUAGCACAGACGAAGGCAAGGGAGAUGUUACUUCAGGAGGCAAAAAAAGUACUGAAGAAAGAAAAGGAAAUAGUUUCACAAAGGCUCCUUGCAUUAUCAAAUGAAAACUUGGAAAUGCCAAGUAAAGUAUCUGAAAAUAAAAAUGAGAAGAGGAAAAAUAAGAGGAAGAAGAAAUGCAAAAGCAUAAAGCCCAGAACUUAUGGAGAAGAUGAAACAAUGUUUUAUUCACCACCUGAUAAAAGUCAAAAGGAACUUCAGGAGCUGGUGAUGUCCUAUCACUUACCAGUUGAAAUCCUUGAUGACCCAUUUCAAAGGCAGAAAUUAACAAGUGCUGCCAAUGUGAUCAGCAAAACUAUGGGUGAGUGA
Candoia aspera is the source of this 1335-nucleotide messenger RNA. RefSeq names its product sodium channel protein type 5 subunit alpha-like. The transcript is spliced from 9 exons. The coding region runs from base 1 to 1335 and encodes 444 amino acids. The record is from RefSeq and is a predicted model, not a curated record. NCBI's taxonomy places the organism in Eukaryota, Metazoa, Chordata, Lepidosauria, Squamata, Candoiidae. Gene Ontology annotation, molecular function: voltage-gated sodium channel activity. Gene Ontology annotation, cellular component: axon; plasma membrane; voltage-gated sodium channel complex. Gene Ontology annotation, biological process: sodium ion transmembrane transport; neuronal action potential; membrane depolarization during action potential.